UAGGUGUGGGUGCAAAUAACCCUAACAAAAACUCUAACCGAAGGAGAAGGUUCGAAGUCUUCUUCCACGUGUCUUCGCCAAUUAAAAUCAAACACGUGUCAGAAGCUCUCUUCGCCAUUGUUCGCCCUUUGAGUUCGUUCGUCUGCGAUCUCUCCAACGAUCAACGAAACCAAAGAUCAAGCUUCCACCAUGGUGGUUCUCCAAUCACUAAAUCUCUACGCAGUACUAAUAUCCCUAGCGAUUCUAUCACAAGUUUCUCAAUCUCUCCACUUCGAGUUACACUCUGGUCGAACAAAAUGUAUAUCAGAAGACAUCAAAAGCAAUUCCAUGACCGUCGGGAAAUACACCGUUGUUAACCCUAACGAAGCUCAUCCUUCACCUCAAUCUCACAAGAUCUCAAUCAGAGUGACAUCGAGUUACGGGAACACGUAUCAUCACGCGGAAGAUGUUCAAUCUGGACAAUUCGCGUUUACGGCGGUGGAAGCUGGAGACUACAUGGCGUGUUUCACUGCUGUUGAUCAUAAACCGGAGGUUACAUUGAGUAUUGAUUUCGAUUGGAGAACUGGUGUUCAGUCUAAGACUUGGAGUAGUGUUGCUAAGAAGAGCCAAGUCGAUAUUAUGGAGUUUGAUGUAAAAAGACUGAUUGAAACUGUCAACUCGAUUCAUGAAGAGAUGUUUUAUCUCAGAGAAAGGGAGGAAGAGAUGCAAAAUUUGAACCGGGCUACAAACUCGCAAAUGGCAUUGUUAAGUUUCUUCUCUCUUUUCGUAUGCUUAGGAGUUGCUGCAAUGCAGUUUUUGCAUUUGAAGACGUUUUUCGAGAAGAAGAAAGUCAUCUAAGAUGGUUUUAGAUUAAACAUUACCACUUUUUUCUAUUCCCCUUAGUUUUUGUACAUUUAGAUCUUUGGCUUAAGCAUGUACUCUCCGAACUGGAAUUUAAAUGAAUGUGAGAGAUCACUGAGUUCAACCGAA
Molecule: messenger RNA, 969 nt
Organism: Camelina sativa (false flax)
Lineage: Eukaryota; Viridiplantae; Streptophyta; Magnoliopsida; Brassicales; Brassicaceae
Product: transmembrane emp24 domain-containing protein p24delta9
Source: RefSeq, a predicted model, not a curated record